AUGGAUAUAAACUCGAAAGCUGAAAUCAUAUCAACACGCUGGAGGUCAAUACGCGAUAGGUUUAUGCGUGACCUCAAUGAUGAACGAACGGCGCCAAGUGGUUCCGGUCCUUCUCAGAGGAAAGCUUACCAAUAUGCACCACAUCUUCAAUUUCUUCAACGUUGUUUUCAGCAGCGCAUGACUCAUUCAAGCACACUCCCUCCUGAAGCAGAACCUCUUGAACAUGAGGAAUCAACCGAACAAUUGUCUGGACGAUCUACCGAUCAAACUUCGUUACUAUCUCAGUCACAGGAUUCUGCUCUGGAGUCGCGCGGCCGCCAAACUGAGACAUGUGCUCAGAUUGAAGAUACUCGACAGUUCAUUUCUUCUGCCUUUGACAGAGUUUUAAGUAGGCCGAGGCCACUUCGAAGACCACAUAGAGUCUUUGAGGAUCUUGCACUGAUCUUCCGAGAUUGUUUAUUAAAAAUAGAGGAGGAGCAAACUCGGUAUAAGCAAGAGUUAACUUCCAUGAUCAAUCAUGUCGAGGUAGUUUGUCAUCCAGAACCCCUUAACCAUAAUCAGCAGUUUCUCUUAACGUUAAGUCAUUGGAUGGACAACAUGACUCCAGAGCAGAAUUGUGAUUGUCGAGUGACAUUGAUCAAAACUGUUUGGAAUAUUAAACACCCACCACCCUCUCAAUUUGUUCCUCUGGCUCAGUCGUAUCCCCCAGCCACCUCCUACCCAACAUCCAUGACUUCUCCACCUGCUCACUCAUACUCUGAGCCACAUAUCGCUCCCCAGUCACAAAACUUUCAACAGUCACAAAACUUUCAACAGUCACAAAACUUUCAACAGUCACAAAACUUUCAACAGUCCCAAAACUUACCCCUAUCCCAAAACUUUCAACAAUCACAAAAUUUUCCCCAUUCACAAAACUUUAGCCAGUCCCAAAACUUUCCCCCAUCCAACACUUUACCUACGUACCACAACUUCCCACAGGCCCAAAACGUAGGCACUGCACAAAACUUUCCAGCUUUACAGAACUUUCCAUCAACAUCCCACAUCUUUAUUCCAUCCCAAAGCCAUCCACCGUCCCAAAGACAACCUACGUCCCACCAAUACCCAACGUCUCACACAUUUCCACCUUCUCAAAGCCAUAGCACAUCCCUCAGAUAUCAACCUGCAUCAACCUUUCAAGAGACUUUGAGCCAAUCUCAAUCACAGCUACCGUCCUAUGUCUCUGCACAAACACCUUUCCAAUCCAAAAGCACUGGAAGUUCCCAAACACGUCUACAGACACCAAGUCCAGAUGUGAUUUCUAUGUCAACUCCAAAUAAAAUCUCCAUAAACGAAGGUGUUUCCACCUCCGUUUUUCCCACUCCAACCACUUUUAAUACCCCUUUCUCAAACAAAUCUGUUCCAUACCAAUCUGGUACUGAUUCAUAUUCCCUUCAUACUCCACAACAUCAACAACAGGGUGAUUAUGUCAGACCGCAACAUUCGUUCAUGCAAUCACUCCUAGACCAAAGUGCAGAAGAUGAUGGGUCCCCAACUGCAGCCCCAGGAAAGGCUCCAUUCACUCAACCACCACCCUAG
This is a messenger RNA of Bufo bufo (common toad), 1575 nucleotides long. RefSeq names its product T-box transcription factor TBX6-like. The transcript is spliced from 3 exons. The record is from RefSeq and is a predicted model, not a curated record. Lineage: Eukaryota; Metazoa; Chordata; Amphibia; Anura; Bufonidae. Bases 1 to 1575 code for a protein of 524 amino acids.